Vitis vinifera (wine grape) is the source of this 1615-nucleotide messenger RNA. RefSeq lists its product as uncharacterized. The transcript has 5 exons. The coding region runs from base 86 to 1615 and encodes 509 amino acids. Lineage: Eukaryota; Viridiplantae; Streptophyta; Magnoliopsida; Vitales; Vitaceae. The record is from RefSeq and is a predicted model, not a curated record.
CUGCGAGAAAGAAAUCACGAAGGAUUUUUCCGUUUAUUGCAAGAGAACAAAAAGGCAACACAAUACAAAGAAAAAACAGAAAUUCAUGAAAAUGGAGGAAGAAAAAAAUUCUGUGAUGAAAAAUACGAAACAGAAGAGGUAUAAAAUUUUGGGAAAAAAGAGAAGUGAAAGAAAGCCAGGUUUUGAAACCUCUUCAUCGUCAUCAGAAAAUGAGAAGAAAUCAACUGAUUCAAUUGACAUUCCUCCUCCUCUCCUAUCUUUUAUAUCUAAAAUAUCUAAAGAGGAGUACUUUCCUGGAAAAAUUGCAUGUUUGUCUCACUUGGUAGCCAUUGAAAAUAUUAAGAAGAAAUUGACUGAACCACAAUUGGAGAUGUUUAGAAAAUCAUGUUUUGGUCAUUUUUUACUCCUUCCCGAACUUAGAUUUUCAGCCCAAAUUGUUCAUCAAUUGUUGUUACGUCAAUGUGAAACCAAAAAAGACAAUGAAAUAUGGAUUUUAUUAAAGUCAAAGGGCUUAAGAUUUAGUAAAGAAGAGUUUGCAUUGAUUACGGGCUUGAGUUUUGGUCCUAUUACAAAAUGUGAUAAAAAAUCAUUACGAAUAAGGGACACAUACUUUAAAGGAGAAAACAAGGUGCGUAAUGAUGAGUUGGAGAAAGUUUUUCUUUCUUUAGGAGAGGAAAAGAAAAAGAAAAAGAAUAAGAAAAAUAAAAAAAAAGGAUUUGAAGAUGAAGAGGUGAUAAAGUUGGCACUUUUGUAUUUUUUAGAGCAUGUUUUAUUUGGGAAAGAAGGAAAAAAUUUGAUAGAUAUGGAAUGGGUUGCUUUGGUUGAUAAUUUGGAGGCUUUUAACAAGUAUCCAUGGGGGGGGAUUUGUUAUGAGAGGACACUAUUUGGUUUGCAAAGAGCUUUGGAGAACCGGGUAUCCAAAUACCAAGAUAAAAAGAAAACAAAGGGAGAAGCUGCAGUUGAAGCAUAUAGUCUUGUUGGAUUUCCAUAUGCAUUCCAGGUUUGGGCAUACGAGGCUAUUCCACUUAUUGGAUUGAAAUAUGCCACUCGUGUAUCUGAGAGGUAUCCUCGAAUAUUAAAUUGGAGUGCAACAAGUGCUCCAAGGUCUACUGAGGUUGAAAAUGUAUUUCUAGAGCCUCAUUUAACUUUUCAUUCGCUUCUAACACCCACUUUAGAGGAGCAACAACAAGACUAUUACAAGCAUGUAGAUAAACAAGGAGCUUCAGCAGAAAUGUUGCACCAAUCAAAUGCCUCACAAGAUGCCAAGAAUGAUGACUUAAGGCAUGAAAAAAGCUCAUCUGACACUGCUGCAUAUGUUGCUGCUGCUACUGCUGCAAUGGCAGAAGAAACAACAAAUGAUGCAAUCACCCCAUCAAUAGAGAAAUUAUGGAUGGAGUUUGUGAAAUUCAGACAAAGCUCAGAGUUAAAUUUCAAUCAUCUAAAGAAAGAAAUUGAAGGACUCAACUUGAAGAUGGAUGAAUUGAAACAACUUUUAUUAGAAGUUAGUGACAUGUUUACUUGUUUAAAUUUUCUAAUACUUCAAUGUUUUGACAUUUGUGUUUUCUCAUAUUUAUUAUUAUUGGGUGGUGUAUGCAAUUUUAGGUUAAGAGUUUGA